CUCUUUAAACGAAUUUGUUUGACAGCUUCAAUUUUCUUGUAAACAGAAAAGCUCUAUAUGUGUUUUUAGAAAAUUAUGGAACGUAUUGUUUCUGGUAUAGCAAAAAUUAAUUUUCAGCAAAAUUGCGAAGAUAUUUUGGUGGAAAAUCGUAAGGAAAACAUGGCCGCUCGGACAUAUGAAAUAUCUGAGGCAGGUAGUGCGCUAAACGAUACCACUAAAUCCAAUGAAAGCACAGCAGAUAGUAGUGAUUUUGAAUCGGAAUUCAAUAGUUCUAGCGAAACUGCUAUUGUAGGCGAUGAUGAUGCAGAUAGCUGUUGCAGUUCCAGCGCUGCCGGAGGGAGUCUUUCACAGCGUCGCAAUUUACCGCGCCGUGCUUGCAAGGAGAACAGCUUAAAACUAAAGCGCCGGUCCAUAAUGAAACCAAAACGUCACACAUCCAGAUCUUGUGAUUUCUCUAUGCUCCGUCCGGCUCAAAUCAAAAAAAUUUACUGCAAUCAAAAACUGACUAGUUUUCACCCCGCCAAAUUGGAGACAAUUUUCGAAGAGCCGCAAGCAGAACCUCGCCGUGGCGAAGCUGCGCCAGCGUCCAGCACAGGUUUGCGUUUUAUUGGCCUGAGAAAAAUACGUCGUUCACUCUCUUGUUCCGAUGGUCUAAAUACAACUAAGACGUUGAUAAAACAAAGACGUGCCAAAAUUAGGAAAAUUUUCGGAAAAACACACCUACACAAGAAGAUAGCAUUAAAUGACUUCAUUGAUAAGUUGAACAGGAGUUUCGCUGAUGAUGCGGAUGUGGAAGAUGCCACUAUAGAUGCUGAUGAAAGCAGUACACUGGAAGAGGCAAUGGAAGCAGAGAUGUCUGCAACAGCUCUUACGGUUCCAGUAACUGAGAACCUACAUAAUAGUACAAUGUAUGAAAAUUCAACUUCAUUAACAAAGACUGAUUUCGAAAUGCAUUUAGAAACGGAUGUGGGAAACGUGAACGAAUUUAAUAAGAAAAAUGAGGGCGAUUCACUAUAUUUAGGUUCAAAUAAAUUUGGUACAUUAUCAUAUUCGUCAGAUACGGCAGAAAUUGGUUUGGGUGCUGCAACAGUAAAAGCAAAUUGCUUGGAAGGCAUACGUUAGUGAUAAGAUAUAUAUAUGUACAUAUUAAUACGAGUGAUCUAUAUAUUAAUUAUGUGGACGGUAAUUAGAACUAUUCCAGCACUAAAAGAUCACCGCGUACAAGAUUUAUUUUUUAACUACAUGAUUUUUUUAUAUAACUUCGUGGCACUAUUAGUUUUAAAUAUCUAUUCAUAUAUGUACAUUUUGUGGCACUAUUAGUUUUUAAUAUAUGUAUAUUUAUGUUUGUAGGUAUUAAAAAGCCGAUUAUGGAUAUCAACGCAAGCAACCUCAGUUGAGUU
This is a messenger RNA of Rhagoletis zephyria (snowberry fruit fly), 1400 nucleotides long. RefSeq names its product tantalus (gene tant). The record is from RefSeq and is a predicted model, not a curated record. NCBI's taxonomy places the organism in Eukaryota, Metazoa, Arthropoda, Insecta, Diptera, Tephritidae.